AUGGCUGGCGCCCGCGAAGGAAUGCGCGCGCUUAGAGCUGUAAGCGGCAGGCAAUUGAGUAGGCAGGUCGCCCAGCCCUGCGCUCGCCGCUUUGCGUCCUCGGCGACUUCCCAGAACCCCUUGGCAGGCAUUGAAGAGUCGACAUCGUUUUCCACGCCAGGGCCCGACGAGGACGCCGUAAAGGCGUUCAAAGAGACCAAGGCUAAUAACAAGCGAGACAAGCAAUUGCCCGGCAGUCGCUAUCAAUUUCAUCCCCCCAAGUACAACCGAGGACCUCUCCAUCCGAUACAGUCGCCGCCAUCGUCCGACCCAACGGCGCGUGACUUCGUUCCCGGGCCGUUCAACCUGCCGCGCCUCAAGCACACCUACGACAGCACGAUCGCGCCGGACCUGAUGACACUCACCUACACGCACAAGCCGCUCGGCUACGAGACGCCCGAGUCGACCAAGGGCCAGCUGCGUGAGUGGGACGGCUCGUCGCCGUACCACAAGAACCGUCCGCGACGCGGCCCACGCGGUGGCCAGUCGGGCCGCCUCGGCCUCGUCGAGAAGGAGAUGAGCUGGCACAACCUGCCCGAGAUCGUCGCCGUCACCGUCAACUCGUACGCGCCCGAGGCCGCUGACAACAAGGAGUACCUGGACGUUGCCCGCGCCGUGGUGCAGGCCAUCACCGGCGAGUUCUCCGAGGUCACGCGCACCCGCUCCAACGUCAUCCACUGGGGCGUCCGCAAGGGUCAGAAGACGGGCGCCAAGGUGACGCUGCGUGGCGGCGCCGCGUACGAGUUUGUGGACAAGCUGGUGACGCUGGUGCUGCCCAAGAUCAAGGAAUGGCCCGGCGUCAAGGGCAGCUCGGGCGAUCGCGCGGGCAACCUGGGCUUAGGCCUGAGCCCCGAGUACAUGUCCUACUUUCCCGAGCUCGAGUACAACUUUGAUAUGUACCCACCGCAUCUCAUGCCAGGCUGCGACAUCAUUAUCCAGACGACCGGUACAUCAGACAGACAAGGACGUCUUUUGCUGGAAGCUUUGGGGUUCCCAUUCUACGGCAAGGUUACGUACUAA
This is a messenger RNA of Cordyceps fumosorosea ARSEF 2679, 1059 nucleotides long. Its product is annotated as Ribosomal protein L5. Bases 1 to 1059 code for a protein of 352 amino acids. The record is from RefSeq and is a predicted model, not a curated record. Gene Ontology annotation, cellular component: ribosome; cytosolic large ribosomal subunit. The transcript is spliced from 3 exons. Gene Ontology annotation, molecular function: RNA binding; structural constituent of ribosome. NCBI's taxonomy places the organism in Eukaryota, Fungi, Ascomycota, Sordariomycetes, Hypocreales, Cordycipitaceae. Gene Ontology annotation, biological process: translation.